AUGCCAGACCAGAAGAAAUACACCGACCCGGAGCUCCGCGAGGAAAUCAAAGAAGAGAUCAAACAGGGCGACAAGGGCGGGAAGCCAGGCCAAUGGUCCGCGCGCAAGGCCCAAUUCCUUGCCUCCGAGUACAAGCACCGCGGCGGAGACUACACGACGCCCAAGGAAAGCGGACAAGACGAGUCGCAGAAGUCACUGGAGAAAUGGGGCUCGGAGGAGUGGCAGACGAAGGAAGGGUCUGGGACGGCGAAGCAGCAGGACGGGACGCGGAAGCGGUAUCUGCCGAAGAAGGCGUGGGAGGAGCUAGAUGAGGGGGAGAAGCAGGCGACAGAGGAGAAGAAGCUGGAGGGGUCGCGGAGGGGGGAGCAGUUUGUGGGGAAUACGGCGGGGGCGAAGAGGAAGAGGGGGGAGGUGAGUAGGAAGGGAGAAGGGGAGGAAGACAAGAAGGGGGAUGAAGACGAGGGAGACAAGGGCAAGGAAGAUGAGGGCAAAGAGGACAAAGAGGACAGAAUGGAUCAAGAUACAGAAGGAGACAAGAAGGGUGAAGGUGACAGCGAGGAAGCCGAGGAUGGCGAGGAGUAUCGAGAAGAUGGCGAGGCAGAGAUUCCAAGUGGUGGUGAAGGUGAAAAUGAAGACGGAGAAGGGGAAGAGGAAGAGGAAGAAGAAGGAGGAGGAGGAGACACUCCGGACAAGACCGAGAAUAAGCCAGAUCCAGGGCCAGAGCAGAAGCGCCAGAAGACCAACAAGAAGUAG
Molecule: messenger RNA, 753 nt
Organism: Aspergillus clavatus NRRL 1
Lineage: Eukaryota; Fungi; Ascomycota; Eurotiomycetes; Eurotiales; Aspergillaceae
Exons: 2
Coding region: 1-753 (250 amino acids)
Source: RefSeq, a predicted model, not a curated record